This is a messenger RNA of Salvia hispanica, 1015 nucleotides long. RefSeq names its product CASP-like protein 5A2. Lineage: Eukaryota; Viridiplantae; Streptophyta; Magnoliopsida; Lamiales; Lamiaceae. The record is from RefSeq and is a predicted model, not a curated record. Gene Ontology annotation, cellular component: membrane.
UUUAUUUGCACAUAAUUACACUACACACCAGAAGAAAUCAACCAAACAUCUACUCUUACUACCCAAGUGGGACCCCACUCAGCAGCCGUGGCCCACCUCCGCCGAUUCCGAACCUCAGUUCAGGUCGUCCUCGAAAUCGUGGAUUCAAUUGCGCCGUUGAAUUAAUUGCGAGCCAAAUGAAUCUGAGCCAGGGAGCGGUGCAUCCAGUCGAGGCGCCGCCGCUGCAGACGGAGGGUGCGGGGAACGUGCCGCUGCCGCGCGUGCGGAUGAAGGAUCUCCAAGGCAUGCCGGGGACGGUCGGCGGUCUGGUGUUGCGCGUCUGUCAGUUUCUCUUCGCGGCGGUGGCGCUCGCCGUUAUGGCAACCACCAGUGACUUCCCGUCGGUCACCGCCUUCUGCUACCUUGUUGCUGCUACUGGUUUGCAGAGCAUAUGGAGCAUUUUAUUAGGAAUUACUGAUGCUUAUGCACUUCUUGUGGGACGCCGUUUGCAGAAUCCUCAAGCUGUUAGGUUAUUUGCUGUUGGUGAUGGGGUUACUUCUAACCUAACGUUUGCUGCAGCAUGUGCAUCAGCAGGCAUUACUGUUCUGAUUGGGAACGAUCUGGCCGCCUGUAGUAAAAAUCAUUGCACAGAAUUUGAAACUGCUACAGCUAUGGCCUUCCUCAGUUGGUUUGCCGCAUUGCCUUCUUUCUUGUUAAAUUUUUGGUCAUUGGCAUCACGAUGAAAAUAACUAAUAUCCUGUGAUCACAGACAUAAUUUUUGUGUUGAAGAACUCUAUCAUGUGCAGUAGUAUUUCUCUUCUUCGUUCUCCAGUUUAAUGUAAUCAAUCCACCGUGCUCUGUGUGAUUAUUAAUGUGUACAGUACAACUCCAAAACCAGUGCUCCCUUGUAUAUAAACAGUGCUAGUUGAAUGCUGUCUUGUGUAUGAGGAUUGGUUUGGCUAUCAAGUCAAGUAAUGUAGGAAAGAGAUAGUACUUUCCUCAUUGAAUAACGCCAAUGUGAUUUAGCCUUUGUUUA